Messenger RNA from Magnolia sinica, 2757 nucleotides. RefSeq lists its product as uncharacterized. The record is from RefSeq and is a predicted model, not a curated record. Gene Ontology annotation, molecular function: hydrolase activity, hydrolyzing O-glycosyl compounds; carbohydrate binding. The coding region runs from base 31 to 2724 and encodes 897 amino acids. Gene Ontology annotation, biological process: carbohydrate metabolic process. The transcript is spliced from 8 exons. NCBI's taxonomy places the organism in Eukaryota, Viridiplantae, Streptophyta, Magnoliopsida, Magnoliales, Magnoliaceae.
AUUCAAAUUGCAAUUUUUGCCAAUCCAAACAUGCCACCUCCCAUUAAGCUCUCCAAAAAGCACCACAAGCGCCUUAACAAUCCAUUCCCUUCUACCCCAAAAUCUCUCCCAUUCAUCCCUGGAAAUCUUGUCUAUAAUAGCCAGAAUCUCCCCCACCACCACCAAACCUUCCCAAUUGGCCAUGAUUUCCAGCUUCAUCACACCCAUAAAAAUUGUGGGUCUCUCGUCAUUUCCCACCAAUCACAGCCACACAGAAGCAUCUGGUCUACCGCCUCAGGGCAGGCCUUUGUCUCUGCGGCAUUUGUAGAAACAGAGGUGGAAGAAAGCAGAGGAUCGUUUGUGAUAAAAGACAGAGAUGUUCUGUUCAUCUGCAACCAUCAGUCUGUUGAAGAUAUACAGGUCCUGGAUCGAUCAACGGUCGAUUUCUCAUCUGGGUCUUUGAAAUUUGAUUCGGAAAUCGCCAUUUCGGAUCGAUUGGGAGAUACCCAAUUCCCGGCUUUGAUUAUAACCGGAUGGAUUUUCAGUGGGAAGAAGAUCCUGAAAUCCAUGGGCGGAAAAAAGUCCGACUUCGAGACCAAAAAAAUCAAAUUAGGAAGGGUGAAGAGGCUUUUGAUUUCUGCGAGAUAUCGGGUUUUGCUUUACCAGGAAAACCAACACCAAGUUGGUUUUCGAGUCGAUUUCGGAAAACCCAAUUUGGAAUUGCACCGUCCAAAGGAGUUCCCAAAACCUUCCAGAAGCUUCCGGAGCCUGCGGUGGAGGCUCGGUCAGUUUCAGAAGCGGCGGAUCGGGUGGUUCUCGAGGCACAGGGGAUUCACAAAGUUGUCGUCAGACGAGGAACGACAGGAAGAGAAAGUUGGAGAAUUGAAGGAAUUCAAUCGAGUUUUCAUCACAUAUACGAGCGAGGCAGAUGAGCGGUUUUAUGGGUUUGGAGAGCAGUUCUCUCACAUGGAAUUUAAAGGCAGGCGGGUGCCUAUACUCGUGCAAGAACAAGGUGUUGGGAGGGGAGAUCAGCCCAUUACUCUUGCAGCUAAUUUAGUUAGUUACAGGUCUGGGGGCGAUUCAAGCACGACUUACGCUCCUUCACCAUUCUACAUGACAUCAAAGAUGAGGUCUCUUUAUCUUGAAGGAUAUGGCUAUUCGAUUUUCGAUCUAACAAAACGGGAUAGAGUACAGAUUCAGAUAUACAGUGACAGUGUUCAAGGAAGGAUAUUGAAUGGGAAUACCCCAGUUGAGCUUAUUGAACGGUUUACAGACACCAUUGGGAGACCACCAGAGCUUCCAAAAUGGAUUAUAUCUGGUGCUGUUGUCGGAAUGCAAGGCGGUACGGAAGCUGUAUGCCGUGUUUGGGAUCGAUUGCAGGAUUACAAUGUUCCUAUUUCUGCAUUCUGGUUACAGGAUUGGGUGGGGCAGAGGGAAACGAUGAUCGGCUCACAGUUGUGGUGGAACUGGGAAGUUGACACAACUCGAUAUGCAGGAUGGACUAAACUAGUAGACGAUCUUCGAUCUCACAACAUCAAAAUGAUGGCCUACUGCAAUCCGUGUCUGGCUCCGCGAGCAGGUACAAUUCUUGAAGCUUCCCUUUCUUUCCAGAUAGAUGAUAAGCCAAACAAAAAGAAGAACCUUUUUGAGGAGGCGAACGACUUGGGCAUCUUGGUGAAAGAUGAAGCUGGUGAAACAUACAUGAUUCCGAAUACGGCUUUUGAUGUAGGAAUGUUGGAUUUCACACACCCCGCUGCUGGCAGUUGGUUCAAGAAGAUCUUACGUGAAAUGGUGGAUAGUGGAGUGAGGGGCUGGAUGGCGGAUUUCGGUGAAGGAUUACCAUUAGAUGCUUGCCUAUUUUCAGGUGAAGAUCCAAUUUCCGCUCACAACAGAUACCCUGAACUAUGGGCUAAAAUAAAUAGGGAAUUCGUUGAUGAGUGGAAAUCAACGCAUCAAGCAACAGAUGGUGAAGAUGAUGAUGAGAGCUUGGUCUUCUUCAUGAGGGCUGGUUUCAGAGAUAGUCCCAAGUGGGGCAUGUUGUUUUGGGAAGGCGACCAAAUGGUAAGUUGGCAGAACAACGACGGAAUAAAGAGCGCUGUUGUAGGCUUGCUGAGUAGUGGACUCUCCGGUUUUGCCUUUAACCACAGUGACAUUGGAGGCUACUGUGCAGUUAACUUGCCUAUAAUUGGGUACCGAAGAAGUGAAGAAUUGCUUCUCCGAUGGAUGGAGUUGAAUGCAUUCAGCACGGUUUUCCGGACCCACGAAGGAAACAAUCCAUCUGCCAACACCCAAUUCUAUUCGAAUGACCGCACCUUAUUGCAUUUCGCACGUUUUGCAAAAGUAUACAAGGCAUGGGAGUUCUACAGAAUCCAACUUGUGAAGCAAGCUGCUCAAAAAGGGCUGCCCGUCACUCGGCAUCUGUUUAUCCACUUCCCAGAUGACGACCAUGUUCAUAGCUUGACCUAUCAGCAGUUCUUGGUUGGAACUGAGAUCUUGGUGGUGCCGGUCCUCAACAAAGGUAAGAACACAGUCAAGGCCUACUUCCCAUUAGCUGAAGGAUGUUCUUGGAUUCAUAUUUGGACAGGGAAACUAUAUGGUACUCCAUUCGAUCAUUCAAGCCCUCGACGGUCAGGAUUCGAAGCUUGGGUCGAAGCUCCCAUUGGCUAUCCUGCCGUGUUUGUAAAGUUUGGUUCUCAAAUUGGAGAAGCCUUUGUAAGGAAUCUAAGAGAUUUUGGUAUUCUGUAAAUUAGAAAUUCUUGAAGAAGCCUCGUUUGAUUC